GUAAGUGUGUGUGCCAAACCAUGAACAUGUCACGAUCAUUCCUCGUCGACUCCUUAAUCUCCAACACCCCCAAAGAGAUAAACUCGAGAUAUUUACCCCCGAAUUUAAGUGACACAAGACCGAUGUUGCCUUAUCCACAAAACUACAUCAGCAGUUACCUGUUUUCGUUAAGUCUCGCCCAAAACAACCAAGUUUUUACCCCCCACAAAACCCCAAUUCGGCCAGUGGCAUCCAGGGUUUUACCCCCAACGACAGCAAAAGUGGAAGUUUCGUCGGAGAAGAGUGUUUCACCACCAAGGAGUCGGGAUUCAACACCAACUCCAGAAGAACGACUCACUCCCAGCAAAGAGACGUCGAGUAAGAGGAUUAGGACGGCCUUCACCAGCACACAGCUGUUGGAAUUGGAGAGGGAAUUCGCGUCAAAUAUGUAUUUGUCGAGGUUGAGGAGGAUUGAAAUUGCCACGUGUUUGAGACUAAGUGAGAAACAAGUCAAGAUUUGGUUCCAAAAUAGGAGAGUCAAGUACAAGAAGGAGGAUCUACCAGCAGGGAAAAACAUUAACAGUAAAUGUUGCUGUUUAAGGACCUGCAGUUCGGCGAAAAGACCCAAGUUUGAGAGUAAUUGUGAUGAAGACAUCGAUGUUACUAAUAUUGACGACGACCACUGUCAUUAG
Tribolium madens (black flour beetle) is the source of this 671-nucleotide messenger RNA. It is a transcript of the gene Ind, whose product is annotated as GS homeobox 1-like. The coding region runs from base 21 to 671 and encodes 216 amino acids. The transcript has a single exon. NCBI's taxonomy places the organism in Eukaryota, Metazoa, Arthropoda, Insecta, Coleoptera, Tenebrionidae. Gene Ontology annotation, biological process: regulation of transcription by RNA polymerase II. The record is from RefSeq and is a predicted model, not a curated record. Gene Ontology annotation, molecular function: DNA-binding transcription factor activity, RNA polymerase II-specific; RNA polymerase II cis-regulatory region sequence-specific DNA binding. Gene Ontology annotation, cellular component: nucleus.